GAGACACUAGCAAGCAGCCGUCCGAGCGCAACUUGCGCCGCAAAAAAGACGCGCUAGCACGUUUUGCCGCGCGUGGCAUCGUUGCGGCAUCGCCCUCGACGCAACACCCAGCUGACGCCAUCGCUGCGCCACUAGAGACCCUCUGCAGCAACCAUGGCUGCGAUGGACAGCACAAGCACAGCCCUAAAACCGGGCCAAGCCGUGCGCAUCCGCAACCCGCCGGCCGGCGACACCUUCGCCAAGUUCCGGGACCGGGACGGCGUCAUCGAAUACGAGCUGCCGGGCGAGGACGACAGCUGGGUCGUCGCCGUGUUGAGGAGGAAAAACGAGCGCGCGUCGGGCCACGUCGUAAGAACGCCGGAGAACGACUUCGAGUUCAUACCCGUGCCGGGUAAGGAUCUCGAGGUGAUAACCACGGAAGUACGGGUCCCGAACUACCACCCCUCGGCCCGCGUCUGGGCGCCCGAAGACGACUCGGACCUAGCCGAGAAAGGCGUGCCCCUAUCAGAGAGACCAAAGGCCAAGAGAGUUGCCGUGAUCGUGCCGUUCCGCGACGCCCACAAGGAACAGAAGCGGUCGGAACAUUUAAGGAAAUUUAUCCCGCACAUGGCUCGGUUCCUAUCUGCAUCUUGCGACGACCAUCGCGUCUAUGUCAUCGAGCAGUCCGAUGACCAGAGGAAGUUCAACCGAGGACAACUGCUGAACGUAGGAGCAAUCCUAGCCGAAAGGGACCAGUGCGACUCGUUGAUUUUUCAUGAUGUCGAUUUACUCCCAUCAGACGACCUAGGCGCGGCCUACGCCGCGUUGCCAUUAGAAGACAAGCCCCUGCACAUCGCGCGCGUCUGGGACCGCUACAGUGGCAACAAAGACUAUUUCGGGGGCGUGUGUGCUUGGACCACAAAUGACUUCGCGAGGAUCAACGGCUUCCCGAACAACUACUGGGGCUGGGGCGGCGAGGACGACGAGAUGAUGCGGCGGUGCAAGAGUGUUUUUGGUCAACGCUUUACCAUGGAGGCACCCGCGUCGGGUUCUCUGGAAGAUUUGGAGGCCAUGUCUAUUGAUGAAAAAGUAGCUUUCUUAAGGCAGCACCGCGACUGGAAGUGUAAUGUGAGGUGGGAGCUCAGGGACGAACACAGUAAGACGUGGGCUUGCAACGGCUUGCGGCGAUCGUCCGGUGCUUUGCCCGUCGAGGUGCUGCAGACGGAGGCGCUCGGAGAGAAAGCUGCGAAGCAUACUGUCAGUUUACAACUCGCGGGCGACUGGACGGAUGCGAAGGCGGGGAUGGAUGCGGAUAAGGAUUCGUAGUGUAACGCGGCGAUGGCGUGGCGGUGGGGGACCUAUUGGCCGAGCCACCGGGCGACGCCUCCCCGCGCCUUUCCGUGGGAUUUCCUGCACCCAAGGUUGCGCCAAUGAAGCCAGUGUGACGCCAUCGAGCCGCCGCGACGCAACGCGCACGCCGCCGCCGCGAACAUAACGCUCCAACACCCUUACGCCC
This is a messenger RNA of Pelagomonas calceolata, 1495 nucleotides long. The record is from the annotation of a GenBank genome assembly. NCBI's taxonomy places the organism in Eukaryota, Pelagophyceae, Pelagomonadales, Pelagomonadaceae.